Molecule: messenger RNA, 2484 nt
Organism: Ceraceosorus guamensis
Lineage: Eukaryota; Fungi; Basidiomycota; Exobasidiomycetes; Ceraceosorales; Ceraceosoraceae
Exons: 1
Coding region: 1-2484 (827 amino acids)
Source: RefSeq, a predicted model, not a curated record
AUGGACACCACGACUGCCUCGGCCGGCAUGAUGCGUCGCCGACACAAGCGCACUUUGGAAGCUGUCAGACCUCUCGAACGCGAUGUUGUAGGCGACGCCCUCAAUGGAGUAGUCGACGUAGUCAAUAGUGUCGCGCACGUUGGUGGCGACGUUCUGCUGAAGACCACACCCGCACUCGGUCAACUGGGCAUCAAGAGAGACGCUGGAAAGGUCGUCGAAGCCGUUAUCAAUCUUCCCCCAGCGAUCGUGUACGACGUGGCACAUGUCGCGGGCGACGCUGUUGAGAUUGCAGCAAGUGGCGCUGCUGGCCUCGGGCUCAAGAGGGACGUCGGCGCUGCAGUUGGAGAUGCUGUCAAUCUUCCCGUUGCUGCGGUGAACAAUGUGGGUCACGUAGCGGGCGACGCUGUCAGAAUUGUGGCCAGCGUCGUUGGUGGACUCGGGCUGCGCGACGAUGACGUGCAAGCUUCUGAGUUGGCCGAGCGAGGGCUCAUCUCCGGCGUUUUGAACGGUGUUGGAGACCUCGUCGGUGGCUUGCUUGGAGGGCAUAAGCAGCAGCCGCAACCUCAGCCUCAACCUUCCCCGCAACCAGCACCCCAACCUUCCCCACAGCCAGCUCCGCCUUCCAACAAUGGAGGAAACAACAACGGUGGCGGUGGUGGAGGUGGCGGUGGUGGCGGUGGAGAAGCCGGGAAGGGGGACAAUGGAGGUAACAGUGGCGGAUCUUCUGGCAACGGUAACAACAACAACAAUAACCACAGCGGCGGGCAGAGCUCCGGCAACAGUGGGACUGGAGCUAGCGACAGGGGCAACACUUCUGACGGAGGCGGCGCGCCAAGCUCUAAUGGCCAAGGUGACAGCAGGCAAGGCACCAAUUCUGCCGCCUCGAGUGAUCAGGCACCAGCUGAUGCGCAGCGCACCAGCGCUUCAAACUCCAACGCCGGCGGCACGGGGGCCAACAGCAGCUCGAGUCCUGGCUCCGAAGGCGUUGUAGCCGCUCAGGACGACGACGACUCUGCUUCGACGUCGAUAGCGAGCGAUGCGCAACGUGCCGCGGAUGUGAAUGGCGCAUCGCAGACCAUCAGCUUCACGGACGCCAACGGAAGCCUUCAGACAUCAAUCGUCGCUGCUCCAACGAGCACAGGUCUCCCAGAUGGCAACGGUGGUCACACCACACCGUCCGUCGUGGAUGCAAACUCUCCAGAUCCGGGCAAAUCGGACGGGUCGAAGAUUGGUGUACCGAUCGGCAUCGUUGCCGCCCUCAUUGCGGGUGCUCUUCUAGUUUUCAUCGUCAUGCGUAGACGCCGAAAUGCUGUCAAGGAGCGUAGAGCUAGUCACUAUCCGGGUUACACCGUCGCCGGAAGCCGCAACGCCAAGGGUCUCAGCGGAGAAAGCUGGCUCAGACGACCCACAACGACUUACUACGGUGCAGCGGAUGGCACGGAUGACAACGCUGCUCAAGACCCCUUCCACGACGAGGCGGAAGAGCCUCACAUGAGCGAGCGUCAUCACGCGCGUCUGAGCAUGGCCCCUUCGUACUCGGAUGAGGUCCGAUCAAUUUCACCUCCCGCUAUGGCAGCUGGCAUUUCUAACAACGCGGCAGGCCAAUUCUACAAUCUCCCUUCGGCACAAGCCGGCUCUCGCAUAAGCGGGACAGAUGCGUACCAGACGGCAGAAUCACGCGAAACUCACAUGUCCAUCAAUUCUGAGGCCGAGACUUCCCACGCUCACAGUGUUGGUCUCAAUCACUACAUGCAGGAGAUGGAAGACAACCUUGCCGGCCACGGCAACGGCACAGCGGCUGCCGGCACAUUCGGAGCGAAGACCUCCUCGGCGGCGUCUCAUUCCAACUACAGCGCAGACCGCAGCAGUCAGACCACCUCCUCUCAGCAUGCUUCUCUCUCUUCCGUUGGCGGUGUUGCGCGCUACAUAUCUCGCGAAGAGUUCAGAGCUCGCCACCGCAAGCAGGCUUCUUCCACUAACCGCACAGAGUACAUGUACUACGACGGAAGUGUCACCAAGAACAACGGCUACCAAUCGCGCCAGCCUGGUAUGGAUGCUGCCGGUGCAGCUGUGAGCGCCUCCAAGUCCUUUUCUCCCUACAAGGAGCUGCAAAGAGGAACUCGUGUCGCACGCUACUCGACCGGCUCUGAUCCUUUCCUCGAUGCCACCUCGGACAUUGACAGUGGACCUUUCAGAGACUCUGUUGGAUCUGAUACGCAACCACAGCUCAAGGAUGCAGUCCAAGACCCACCUCGACGCGAUACCAAGGUCAAAUUUGGGAGGGAUUCGAUCAUCGAGAGGUCUGCACCUCCCUCGGUCGUCGUCGUCGACCACGAUGCUGAAUCUAUCGACGAGUAUGCACAGCAUGGCGAAGACCUCUUGAGCGGCCAAGCUGAUCCCUUUGGCAACGACAACCGUCGGUCUCAGCAUGCUCGCAGCGGACACGAGAGGGACAGCCGCGCUAGCAGCCAGUAUGCUAGCUAG